This is a messenger RNA of Camellia sinensis, 1634 nucleotides long. The record is from RefSeq and is a predicted model, not a curated record. Lineage: Eukaryota; Viridiplantae; Streptophyta; Magnoliopsida; Ericales; Theaceae.
UCUUCUUUUAGUUUCUCCAGUAAAUAGGAUUUGAUGCACUCUGUCUUCUUUUAGUUUCUCCAGUAAAUAGGAUUUGAUGCACUCUGUCUUCUUUUUAAAUUUUAUUUCUAAUUCACUAAUUACAGGUCUUCCAGGCAUACUACUAACAGAAUCAUGUCAAGAAGGCCCUCCCGACGUCUCGCAGAUGGUGGGAAUAUUUCAUUCAUCAGCUCUUUACAUUCCAAAACAAGCUCAUCGCCUUUAUUAUCUCUUGGACUUGUGGUUGUGGGUUCAUUUCUUGUUAUUGGAUAUCUGUACAGUGGUUCAGGUGGAUCUAGGAGUGAUAUAGAAGCUGCAAGUAAACUUGAAGGUGAAUAUCUGUUAUUGCUAAGUAUAGUUUGGUAUAUAAGGAUGCAUAACCUAGAGCUUUAUCAUUUUGUCCUUCAUUUAGAGAGAUCUGAAGAGUUUGAUUGGAGUUAAAAGAUAUGUUUGUUGGACUUUUGGGUAGUGACCCUAAUCCCCAUGCUUGGGGGAUGGCAACCUUAUUUUCUAAUAAUUAAAGGCAGAACAUUGUCUAUGCCAAUAAGAAAUCUAAUUAAAGGAACAUUUAGAGAUUCAAUAAUGAGUUAUUAUGUUUUCUGUAAUAAGCACCCAUACUUAUUGUCAAAUCACCAUUGCAGUUUGAUGUUUAUUUCUUACUCAAUCAGCCAUCAGCCAUCAUUUUGAAACUUGUAAUUUGCUUAUGCCAUAUCAUCACAGCUGCUUUUUAUUCUGUAGUUGAAUUUUACUUUCACCCUGCUCUUGAUUAUGUAUUUAGGGUGGACACCUGGCUAAAGUGAUACUCACAUUAUAUAUAUAUAUUUGGUUAAGGAAGCAAUAAUCUAUGUCUCAGUUUCCUCUUGAUAUUUGAAAGUUGUUCGACUGCAAAAGUUCAUUUGCACAAUUUUACUAGAUGGCUUGGAUUGCUUAUAUAUGGAGGAUUUGAUUUAGGGACCUAAUCUAGACUGUGUAGUGUAAAGAUGUGAUCAUACUGAGGCAGGACAAGCUUAUGUGUGCAAUGUUUUAAGGAGACAUUUUGUUGCUUUUACAGCUUCUGUGAUUUGGCUUCCCAAAUUAAUAGAAAGAAAAUAUGAUUGAUUCCCGUGCUGAUGUAAACCAUGUUAUAUGGACUCGGGUAUGAGCAUCAGGUGUGGGUAAAUGUCCAAGCAUUGGAUCUUUCUAAACCUAAAUCCUAGGAUAUUGGAAUAUGCAUCCCAAAGUUGGGUAUGGGUACGGGUACAUGUUUUAAAUAAUUAUAUAUAUUGCAUAUUGUAUAAUUUUUUAAAAUAAGAUGUUAUGAAUUAUUUAGAAAUGUACUUCAAAUUAAAUGGAAUUUAGGGAUAAUUUGAAAUUUAUCUCCCAGCCGCGUGAGAAACUAGAAAUGUUUCUAUACUAGAAAAUGUGAGCAUCUUUUUCUUCAGAUAUCAUAUAAAUUAGAAGAUCCAAAUGUCUAAAUUGGGUGUGGGUUUCAGACUCAUCCCACAUUUGUAACCUUGUCAUAUCCAGCAAGCACGGGUACAUUGGAGGAAAUAGAAGAGUUUGUAGUUCAGGAUGUAAACUACUACUAAACCUCUUGUCAGGAUAUUGGAAGUGGAUCUAAUGGUGCCUUCUUUUUA